Molecule: messenger RNA, 1013 nt
Organism: Synchiropus splendidus (mandarinfish)
Lineage: Eukaryota; Metazoa; Chordata; Actinopteri; Syngnathiformes; Callionymidae
Exons: 4
Cellular component (GO): nucleosome
Molecular function (GO): DNA binding; protein heterodimerization activity; structural constituent of chromatin
Source: RefSeq, a predicted model, not a curated record
AUGUCUGGAAGAGGUAAAGGCGCCGGAAAAGCUCGUGCCAAGGCAAAGUCACGUUCAUCCAGAGCUGGACUGCAGUUCCCGGUCGGUCGUGUCCAUAGGCUGCUUCGCAAAGGCAACUAUGCUGAGCGUGUCGGUGCUGGUGCCCCCGUCUACCUGGCGGCUGUUCUUGAGUAUCUGACCGCUGAGAUCUUGGAGCUGGCAGGAAACGCCGCCCGCGACAACAAGAAGACCAGGAUCAUCCCCCGCCACCUGCAGCUGGCUGUCCGCAACGACGAGGAGCUCAACAAGCUGCUCGGAGGAGUCACCAUCGCUCAGGGCGGUGUCCUGCCCAACAUCCAGGCGGUUCUGCUGCCCAAGAAGACCGAGAAGUCAAAACGGAGAGAGAAAACACAACCGCCAUCAGGAAACCUCUGUCCGCUGCAGCAUAACGAUGUGGAGAAGAACAAGGCUCGUGUCAAGACCGCAGUGAAGAAGCUGACGCUGCCCUACUCUCACGAUCACAUCUCGAGUUCGACUCAAUUCUAAGCUACCAUGAGUGGAAGAGGCAAAACCGGCGGCAAGUCCCGCGCCAAGGCCAAGUCCCGCUCCUCCAGAGCCGGACUCCAGUUCCCGGUCGGUCGUGUCCACAGGCUGCUCAGGAAGGGCAACUAUGCUCAGCGUGUCGGUGCCGGUGCCCCUGUCUACCUGGCGGCUGUGCUGGAGUAUCUGACCGCUGAGAUCUUGGAGCUGGCAGGAAACGCCGCCCGGGACAACAAAAAGACCAGGAUCAUCCCUCGCCACCUGCAGCUGGCUGUCCGCAACGAUGAGGAGCUCAACAAGCUGCUCGGAGGAGUCACCAUCGCUCAGGGCGGUGUCCUGCCCAACAUCCAGGCGGUUCUGCUGCCCAAGAAAACCGAGAAGCCCGCCAAGACCAAGUAAAGGCUCCAACACCACAAAGGCUCUUUUCAGAGCCACCCACUGUCAACUAGAGAGAAGUUCAUCGAUCAAAUGUACCUAAUGGCCGUUUUUGUCAA